Messenger RNA from Vicia faba (fava bean), 444 nucleotides. Lineage: Eukaryota; Viridiplantae; Streptophyta; Magnoliopsida; Fabales; Fabaceae. The record is from the annotation of a GenBank genome assembly.
AUGAUUUCUUUCUCUUCAAGAUAUAAUUGCUUUUAUCCAGUCUUGGCAAGUGCUGGGGUUUUCAUUUGUGCAACUAGGGUUUCACGUCAAGGGAAUUCUUCUGUGAUUCAGACUUUAUCAUCCCUCUUGAUCUGCCUCUUCAAGGAUACUUAUCCUUGCCUCAAUCAUCAAGAAGCACUCGUAGCACAACUGUUUCUGCAAUCGUCAACCUUCAGCACAACUGUUUCUGCAACGAUAUCACGCGCAUCCCACUCAACAUCUUCGUGUUUCUGCAAGGACGUGCACGAACCACCUCGUCAACGUGAUUCUCAUAACAAUAGCAAUGCGGGGAUUGAAGUAGAAAGAGACGCAGAGAUUGAAUCAAAGAUGAUAAGAGAGGAGGCACAAUACUUGUUCACGACGAUGCUGAUUAAAGAAGGAGAUCGAGAUCGAACAAAAGUGUGA